AUGGCAGCAACAUGCUCCCCACUGGACCCAGAUUUAAUGAGGGAGGUUCUUGAAUGCCCUAUCUGUCUGGAGACCUACAAUCAGGAGCAGCUAAGACCCAAACUCCUGCAGUGUGGUCACACAGUGUGUCGGCUAUGUCUGGAAAAACUGCUGGCUAAUACCAUCAAUGGCGUCCGCUGCCCCUUUUGCAGCAAGGUCUCCCGCAUGAGCAGCAUCUCCCAGCUGGCAGAUAAUCUCACUGUGCUCAAGAUUAUAGACUGCACCCUGUCCUGCAGUGCUGCUGCCGCUGCACUGAUGUGUAAGUCCUGCUGUAACCGCCUACCAAGACAGUACUGCCAUGACUGUGCCACUGUUCUUUGUGAGCUCUGUAAAGGGGAGGGUCACCUGCUCCAAGGCCACUCGGUACAGCCCAUAAGGGUUGCUGCUGAGCAGCGCCGUAAAGAACUGGGUGGUAAACUGACUGCUCUCCGUGAUGUUAUGGGGGAAAUUCAAAAGAAAAAGAGAACGAUUGAAAGUAUUUCCAAGUCCUUGAGGCUAAAGUACCGGGCAGUGCAGCAGGACUAUACCACAGCAGAGCUACGUUUUCAAGAGGAGCUCAGUAGAUCCCGGAGGACAUUUACAGCUUCCAUGGGGGAGGUGGAGAAGUUAAAUGCUCAGGUCCUGGAGGAGCAGACAUAUCUUCUUAACAUUGCAGAGGUAAAAGUGGUGUCGCGCUGUGAUUAUCUGACGAUGCGAGUGAGGCAGAGCGAUAUCGCCCUGCUGAAGGACGAUGGUGCAGGAAGUGAUGAUGAGGAGCUGGAUCUGAGGAGCAGUUUACCCACGCAGUUCCAGUUGCAAGAGCCAGCACUCAUCAGAAAGGAGCAGAUCAGACCUGUGGAAGUGGGCCAUCUGACCACAAACGCAUACGUUGUCAAUACAGAUGAUGAAGAGGGGACGUUGGAGCUUGGACUUGAGAGUGAUGUUGAGGGUGUGUCUGGGGCAAUAGGUGCUGUAGGUGGAGCUGUAGGUGUUCCAGUGGAUCUUUAUCGAGAUAUUGACAUGGUUUCAGCUGUGGAAGAUGCUGUGUGUGGUUCACCAGGCAGCUUUAAAUCAAAGUCUAUGGAUGCAGGAGGGGGCUCGCCUGCUGGGGCAAAGUCAGGACCCCCAGUCUGCCAGUUUGUAAAGAAGAUGGGAUGUAAAGGAACUCUUCCUGGCAUGUUUAAUUUACCAGUCAGCAUCUGUGUAACGGCACAAGGUGAGGUAGUGGUGGCUGAUCGUGGCAACAGUCGCAUCCAGAUUUUUAAUCGCAAAGGUUUCCAACGAGAAAUCCGGCGUAAUGCUAGUAGCAUUGACAAUUUUGUCCUGAGCUUCCUUGGUGCUGACUUGCCUAACCUCAUCCCCUUAUCCAUUGCUGUGACUCCACAAGGCCUGAUUGGUGUCACUGACAAUUAUGAUAAUUCAGUUAAAGUCUACACCAUGGAUGGGCACUGCGUGGCCUGCCACAAGAACCAGCUCAUUAAACCCUGGGGCAUUACGGCCAUGCCAUCCGGCCAGUUCGUGGUGUCAGACGUGGAAGGUGGAAAGCUGUGGUGUCUGGCAGUGGACCGCAGCGUCGGUGUGGUCAGCUACAACCGCUUGUGCUCGGCUGUCCGCCCAAAGUUCGUGACAUGCGAUGCAGCUGGAACGGUGUACUUCACCCAGGGCCUGGCCGUGAACUUCGAGAAACGCCAGAGUGAGCCCCAGCUGGAAGGGGGCUUCUCAAUCGGGUCAGUUGGCACAGAUGGCCAGCUUGGCAAACAGCUCAGCCAUUUCUUCUCUGAGACGGAGGACUUCCGCUGCAUCACUGGCAUGUGUGUGGAUGCAAACGGAGACUUGCUGGUUACAGACAGCGGCAGAAAAGAAAUACUCCACUUUCCCAAAGAAGGUGGAUUCAAUGUCCUUAUUCAAGAAGGGCUGUCCUGCCCCGUGGGAGUGGCCACUACUCUGAAAGGACAGUUGCUGGUGCUUGAUUCUUGGGACCACUGUGUUAAAGUCUACACGUACAUUCAAAGGAGGCACUCCUCAACGUCCUAA
Menidia menidia (Atlantic silverside) is the source of this 2052-nucleotide messenger RNA. NCBI's taxonomy places the organism in Eukaryota, Metazoa, Chordata, Actinopteri, Atheriniformes, Atherinopsidae. The record is from the annotation of a GenBank genome assembly.